AUGGCAUCUACAUCUUUCUCUGACGAGGAUUUCUCCUGUCCUGUGUGCUGUGACACCCUCAAGGACCCUGUCAUCCUCUCCUGUACUCACAGUGUGUGUAAGGCCUGUCUGCAGCAGUUCUGGGACACCAAAGGAUCCAGAGAAUGUCCAAUUUGCAGGAGGAAAUCAUCAAAGAUGAACCCUCCUCUUAACCUGCACUUAAGGAACCUGUGUGAGACACUCUUACAGGAGAGGAGUCAGAGAACUGCAGCAGGGUCUGAGGUGCUCUGCAGUCUGCACAGUGAGAAACUCAAGCUCUUCUGUCUGGAGGAUAAGCAGCCCGUGUGUCUAGUGUGCAGAGACUCAAAGCUACACAGAAAUCACUCCUUUAGUCCCAUCGAUGAAGCUGCACUUGACAAUAAGGGGAAUCUCAAGAUCAAACUUGAGCGCCUGAAAAAGAAAUUGAAGACAUUUGAAGAAGUUAAAAUCACCUGUGAUCAAACAGCUACACACAUAAAAACUCAGAUUCUCAACACAGAGAAGCAGAUCAAGCUGGAGUUUGAGAAACUUCACCAGUUUCUACGAGAUGAAGAGGCAGCCAGGAUAGCUGCACUGAGGGAGGAAGAGGAGCAGAAGAGUCAGAUAAUGAAGGAGAAGAUUGAGAAUAUGAACAGAGAGAUCUCAUCUCUAUCAGACACAAUCAAAGCCAUAGAGGAGGAGAUGAACACUGAUAAUGUCACAUUCCUGCAGACUAUUACUCUCAAUGGUUAUUCCAGAGCCCAGUGCACACUGCAGGAUCCAGAGAGGCUUUCAGGAGCUCUGAUCAAUGUGGCAAAGCACCUGGGCAACCUGAAGUUCAGAGUCUGGGAGAAGAUGCAGGAGAUUGUUCAAUACACUCCCGUCACUCUGGAUCCUAAUACAGCAAACCCAUGGUUCAUCCUGUCUGAGGAUCUGACCAGUGUGAGACGUGGUGAUGAGAGACAGCAGCUUCCUGAUAAUCCAGAGAGAUUUGAUCACUAUCACAGUGUGCUGGGCUCUGAGGGCUUUAACUCAGGGACACGCUGCUGGGAUGUGGAGGUUGGGGAGAACACAUGGAAUGUGGGUGUGAUGACAGAGUCCGCCCAGAGGAAAGGGAUGUAUGAUGAUGUGAGUGGAGAGUCAUAUGUGUAUUAUAAAGAUGAUAAAUAUGGAGCACGUGCCCCACCACAGCCUGACACUCUCCUCACAGUGAAGCAGAAACUCCAGAGGAUCAGAGUGCAGCUGGACUGGGACAGAGGAAAGUUGUCCUUCUCUGACCCUGAUAGUAACACACACCUACACACUAUUAUACACACUUUUACUGAGAAAGUGUUUCCCUAUUUUAACACUGGGGUGUUUCCUUUGAGAAUAUUGCCAGUGAAGGCCUCAGUAAGAGUAACAGAGAUGUAAAAAAAUAUUCUAGUAGAGCAGCACAGUUUGUGUAGUCUAUCCAUACAAGAACAUCAAAGUAUUGAACCAAACCAGGACUGAGCCAAAGCUGUCUCCACAUACUGUAACAAAAAAAUUGUGU
Engraulis encrasicolus (European anchovy) is the source of this 1528-nucleotide messenger RNA. Its product is annotated as E3 ubiquitin-protein ligase TRIM35-like. The coding region runs from base 1 to 1407 and encodes 468 amino acids. Gene Ontology annotation, molecular function: ubiquitin protein ligase activity; zinc ion binding; protein binding. The transcript is spliced from 5 exons. Gene Ontology annotation, cellular component: cytoplasm. Lineage: Eukaryota; Metazoa; Chordata; Actinopteri; Clupeiformes; Engraulidae. Gene Ontology annotation, biological process: protein ubiquitination. The record is from RefSeq and is a predicted model, not a curated record.